This is a messenger RNA of Rhodofomes roseus, 3868 nucleotides long. RefSeq lists its product as uncharacterized. Bases 422 to 3607 code for a protein of 1061 amino acids. Gene Ontology annotation, cellular component: plasma membrane. Lineage: Eukaryota; Fungi; Basidiomycota; Agaricomycetes; Polyporales; Fomitopsidaceae. Gene Ontology annotation, molecular function: ATP binding; ATP hydrolysis activity; P-type proton-exporting transporter activity. Gene Ontology annotation, biological process: proton export across plasma membrane; regulation of intracellular pH. The transcript has 11 exons. The record is from RefSeq and is a predicted model, not a curated record.
CCCGAACGACGAUCUCUGCUUGUCCUCGACGUUCAGACACGUCUGCCCACCCACACAGGAGACCUCUCGCUCAUCUCUACUGCUAGUAACAGAGUCCCGCAAAACAUCUGCGCAACAGCGGGGGCAGGAAUGGGCGGCGGACGAGGGAUGACGCAAGGGUAUGUCACUGAGGACGGUGGAGCACCCAGCCGCUUGUGAUGCUCCUGCGCUCGAAAUACGAUUCCUGCGCGGUGCGUGUAUCCAGACUGCUACAGAGGGCUCUUGCUCCAUGCCGUCCCUGCCGCCCACUCUCCUGACGCUAUGCGUAUGCCGCCAUGUCGCCGCCUAGCGUCAGCCUCCUCAGUCGGACAUAUAAUCCUACUCCCCGCGCCCCCCACAGCGACUUCCUUCCGCUUGUGCUUCCUGCCAAGUCCGCCGCGACAUGCCUCUCAUCCACCGCAAGAAGGCCAAGCCUCAGGACGAGGAGUCUGCCACCAACGGUACUGCUAACGGCACUCCCACCAAUGACAAGGACGAACACCGUUACGACGAGGGCGACGAGUACGACAUCCUGCUACGAUAUGCCCAAGACGAGGCCGCAAAGCUCGAACGCGGCGAGGAUGACGAAGACGAGGAGGAUGAAGGCGAGGAACGACGACUCUGGUACAUGCCCUGGAAGAAGGUCCGCACAGGCAGCCACAAGGAGAAGAAAGUCCCUGCGGACUGGCUGCGCACCGACAUGCAGCAGGGUCUCCCGAGCUCAGAGAUCGAGAAGCGCAGAAAGAGCUUUGGCUGGAACGAGCUGCAGAGCCAGGAGGAGAACCAAUUCCUCAAGUUCAUUUCCUACUUUCGCGGGCCCAUCCUGUACGUCAUGGAACUCGCCGUCAUUCUAUCGGCUGGUCUGCGCGACUGGAUCGAUUUCGGUGUCAUCAUUGGUAUCCUAUUCCUAAACGCCGGAGUGGGUUGGUACCAGGAGAAACAGGCUGGUGAUAUCGUGGCACAACUCAAAGCUGGUAUGGCACUCAGGGCAUUGGUUGUACGUGAUGGGCGCGAGCAGGAAAUCGAAGCUCGAGAUAUUGUUCCUGGAGAUAUUAUCGUCCUGGAAGAAGGCAGGACUAUCCCCGCAGACGCGACGAUCCUCGCCGAUUACAGCGACAAGUCGGGAGCGAAAUCAAAGCCGAUUAUGGAGAAGCGCGGCCGCUCCAACAGCGCGUCGUCUGGUUCAUCCAGCCAAUCGCACAAGGGCCCGUCCGUGCUCUCCGUCGACCAGUCCGCGAUCACGGGCGAGUCGCUCGCAGUGGAAAAAUACCUCGGCGACGUCGCGUACUACACGUGCGGCGUGAAGCGCGGCAAGGUGUACGGCAUGGCGGCGUGCACCGCGCAGCAGAGCUUCGUAGGCAGGACGGCGAACCUGGUCAUGUCGAGCAACGAGCGCGGCCAUUUCCAGAUUGUGCUCGAUGGCAUUGGGAACGUGCUGCUGGUUGUUGUGAUUGCGUUCAUUUUCAUUGUGUGGGUCGGUGGGUUCUUCAGGCAUGUGGGCAUUGCGACGCCGGCCCAGAACAACUUGUUGGUGUAUGCGCUGAUCUUCUUCAUCAUCGGUGUGCCCGUCGGUCUUCCUUGCGUGACUACUACGACGAUGGCCGUCGGCGCAGCGUACUUGGCAAAGCAGAAGGCGAUCGUGCAGAAGCUGACGGCGAUCGAGUCCCUUGCUGGCGUCGACAUGCUCUGCUCGGACAAGACUGGCACGCUGACCGCGAACAAGCUCUCCCUGAACGAGCCGUACAUCGCGCCGAACGUCGAUCCGGACUGGUUCAUGGCCGUCGCGGCCCUGGCGUCGUCGCACAACGUCAAGUCGCUCGACCCGAUCGACAAGGUGACCGUCGUCGGGCUGAAGGACUACCCGGGCGCACAGGAGAUCCUGCGGGGCGGGUGGAAGACAUCGAAGUUCACGCCGUUCGACCCCGUCUCGAAGCGGAUCACGGCGGAGGUGGAGCGCGAGGGCAAGAAGUACACCUGCGCGAAGGGCGCGCCGAACGCGAUUCUGCGCCUCAGCGAGUUUGAUCCGGACACGAUCAAGGCGUACCGGGCGAAGAGCCAGGAGUUCGCGCAGCGCGGGUUCCGCUCGCUGGGUGUGGCGGUGCGGGAGGGCGACCAGCCGUGGCAGCUGCUCGGCAUGCUCGCUUUGUUCGACCCGCCCCGGACGGACACGGCUGCGACGAUCCACGAGGCCAUCGACCUCGGCAUACACAUCAAGAUGCUCACGGGCGACGCGAUCGCGAUCGCUAUCGAGACGUGCAAGCAGCUUGGGCUCGGCACGAAUGUGUACGACUCGCAGAGGCUGAUUGGCGGAGGCAUGGCUGGCUCGGAGGUGCGCGACUUCAUUGAGGCGGCGGAUGGGUUUGCGGAGGUGUUCCCGGAGCAUAAGUACCAGGUGGUGGCGAUGCUUCAGGAGCGUGGGCAUCUUACGGCGAUGACGGGUGACGGUGUCAACGAUGCUCCCUCGUUGAAGAAAGCGGACUGUGGUAUUGCUGUUGAGGGCGCGUCCGAUGCAGCGCGGACGGCAGCGGAUGUCGUGUUCCUGGACGAGGGUCUCAGCACGAUCAUUACCUCGAUCAAGGUCGCUCGCCAGAUCUUCCACCGGAUGAAAGCCUACAUCGUCUACCGUAUCGCGCUUUGUAUCCACCUUGAGCUCUAUUUGUGCCUUUCAAUGCUCAUCCUCAACGAGACCAUUCGGGUGGACCUCAUCGUCUUCUUGGCCAUCUUCGCUGAUGUCGCGACUAUCGCCAUUGCCUACGAUAACGCCCCGUACGAACGCAAACCUGUAGACUGGCAGCUCCCGAAGGUCUGGAUCAUGUCAACCCUCAUGGGCGUGUUGCUCGCCGGCGGCACUUGGAUCAUUCGUGGCACGCUCUUCCUCUCCGACGGCGGUAUCAUUCAGAAUUUCGGAAGCGUCCAGGAGAUCCUGUUCCUCGAAGUCGCGCUGACGGAGUCUUGGGUCAUCCUGAUCACGCGUAUGUCGACGGGUCCGGACUCGGGACCGUUCGCCUGGCCGUCGUGGCAGUUGCUCGGCGCGAUCCUCGGUGUGGAUGUCCUCGCCACGAUCUUCGCGCUUUUUGGAUGGAUCUCGGGGCCGGGCGAACAUGCUGGAUGGAUUGACAUCGUCACCGUCGUCAAGAUCUGGGCGUAUUCCUUUGGUGUCACCGUUGCCGUCGGCUUCCUCUACUUCAUUCUGAGCAGGAUGCGCUGGCUCGACAACAUCGGGCGGCGCAACCGGAGCAAGAAGGACGUCAAGCUCGAGAACUUCAUCACGGAGAUGCAGCGGCUCACGUUUGUGCACGAGAAGGACGCGCAAGGCGAGUCGUACUACCGCCUGUCGUCCGGGCCAUCGGGCCAGGAAGAGAAGAAGGCCUCCGAGAAGCCGCAAGCGGCCAAGGCGGGGAGCACGCGCAAUGCCGCGGAGGAGGCACAGAAGUCGGAGAAGGGCGAGAAGGACGACGCACAGGAGAAGGGCAACCAAGUUGAGCCGACGGAGGCGAAAGAGGGUGGGGACAGUGCGGACAACGCCCAGGGCAAUGAGGAGAAUCACGAAACCCGCGAUGCGAGUGGUGACGGCCAAGCGUCCAGCUAGGCGUAGACGUACGUGCAGGGUUAACCACGCACGGUUGGUUAUGCUAGAAACGCGGACUGCUAAUUGACUUGGACACAUGACAUAUGUACAUAUAGCUUGUAUUCUUGCACCAUUUAUCCCGUCCUACCACGGAUCUCUUGUACUAGGCUUUGACGAGUAAUUGCCAUAAAAUAGCAUGCAACGUAGUGUAAUUGAACCGACCAUGCACCUCCAGGCCUUCAGCUUCAGGAGGGAUAGUGAUCUACAUGAAUAUCGUGAAUA